Messenger RNA from Helicoverpa armigera (cotton bollworm), 4786 nucleotides. Its product is annotated as probable multidrug resistance-associated protein lethal(2)03659. The record is from RefSeq and is a predicted model, not a curated record. The transcript is spliced from 33 exons. Gene Ontology annotation, molecular function: ABC-type transporter activity; ATP binding; ATP hydrolysis activity. Gene Ontology annotation, biological process: transmembrane transport. Bases 419 to 4759 code for a protein of 1446 amino acids. Lineage: Eukaryota; Metazoa; Arthropoda; Insecta; Lepidoptera; Noctuidae. Gene Ontology annotation, cellular component: membrane.
GUGAAUCGUGUUUCAUCAUUUUGCUUUCCCGUUUGUUCAGCCCACAGAGUACUUUUUAUAUUCAGCCGUCUCGUGUCGGAAUGACAGCUCGAGUGACAACCUAGAAGACAAUUUUUCGAAUUUCUGUGCCUUUGUGCGGGUCAAUUUUGUUCUUGUUUUUCUCUGUGUUUGUGUAGAAUAUACUAAAUAAAAUCUUACGCUGUUAUUCUGGUUAUAUUCUUGGUGCUGUGCGUGUAUAUAGGAUUUAUAUUAAGUCAGCUGUUCAACAGCUGAUUCCACUACGAAUUUCCAAUUUUGGUAUCCAAUAUUGCUGAAAUAAAAAUCUACUUACGUUCGUACUUAAAAUAAGUACUUAAUAAUUCCAAAUGUUAUAGUUGUCACUAUUUUAAGUGCCAAAUAUACGUAAAUUUUAAGUAAAAUGGAUCCUGGCUACUUCGACGUCGAAAGGAAACAGAAUCCCAAAGAAACUGCCAGUUGUUUAUCGAAGUUUUGUUAUUGGUACACAAGGCCAGUAUUCGCAAAGGGCAGGAAAGGUCAACUCAGCAUAUCCGAUGUAUAUAGGUGUACACCGGGACAUAGGGCUGCCCCUCGGGGUGAUGAAAUGGGGGUGCAAUGGAAGAAACAAUUGGAGAAAAGAGAAAAAGGCAAAAACCCAUCACUGCUCCGAGCUAUAAUCUGCGUGUAUGGGCUCCAAUUCAUCAUAGGAAAUAUUAUAUACGCUAUCGUAGAUGCUGCUAUAAGGCUAUCAAUACCGAUGUGCUUAGAAGGUCUGAUCAACUACUUUUCACCAGCUCACGCGGGCGUCACGGCUGAAGCUGCUUACUUAUACGCUAUUGGCGUUGUCAGUUUCAUGGCAUUAAGCGCUAGUUUCGUGCACCCCAUGCUGCUAUGGUUACUGCAUAUGGCCAUGAAAGUCAGAGUUUCAUGCGGGUCCUUAAUAUACAGAAAGCUACUCCGCCUAGAUUUAACCAAAGGCGGGAAAGCGUCGGAAGGUCUAGCCGGCCAUGUUGUCAACUUACUAACAACAGAUGCACAGAGAUUCGAUAUGGCUAGCCUGUUCAUGAUGGAUUUAGUCAGAACGCCCAUAGAGAGCGCUCUGAUCGUCUACCUAAUGUACCGACAGAUUGGUGUAGCUACCCUCAUAGGAGUGGCCUUUUUACUCAUGUUUAUUCCUUUACAAGGCUACCUCGGCAAAAUAACAAGCAAGCUUCGUCGACAGACGGCCGUACGGACAGACAACCGCAUCAGACUUAUGAAUGAAGUUAUACAGAGUAUAGAAGCUAUCAAGAUGUACGCGUGGGAGAAUGCUUUUGCUAAAAUUAUUGGGAAGGCGAGAAAAAAAGAAAUGAGCGUCAUAAAAAAAAUGUCUUGGCUGCGAGCUGUCAUGAUAUCCUGCGUAAAACUGAACACAAAAGUCGCCAUUUUGCUCAGUAUAAUGUCAUAUAUUUCGUUCGGAAACGAUUUAACCGCCGCAAAAGUUUUCGUAGUUUUUUCCUACUAUGAAAUUUUGAAAUAUACGCUAGUAGAUUUCCUGCCACUGUCGAUAACUUUUACGUUAGAAGCUUAUGUGAGCGUGAAAAGGAUACAAGAGUUUCUUUUGUUGCCUGAAGUCGAUAACCAGGAUGGCGUCGAUUUAAUGACUCUUGAAGAAAAAACUCCUAUUCAGGCUAAUGGCGUUUUUGAGAAGAUUGGUAAUGGCCAGCAAGCGUACAUAAAGUCAGAAAGCAACUUGGAACACCUAAAGCCGCAUGUUUUGAUAGCCAUGAAGGACUACACAGCUCACUGGAAGAACGUAGACGAUGAUACUAUUGACGGCAAGAUACCGGCCCUUGUGGAUAUUAAUUUAGCUAUAAAACCAGAAACUCUAACGACCGUAGUGGGUACCGUCGGGUCUGGGAAAUCUACUCUGCUACAAGCGAUGCUAAGAGAGCUCUCACCUACCAGUGGACAUUUGUCCGUCAACGGAAUACCGGCCUACGCUUCACAAGAACCUUGGCUUUUUGAGGCUUCCGUCCGUCAAAACAUUUUAUUUGGUCAAGACAUGGAUCUCCGCAGAUAUAAGCAAGUUAUCAAGUGUUGCCAGCUUAAAACUGAUCUCGAAAUAUUGCCGCAUGGAGACAAAACUGUAGUCGGAGAACGAGGUGCAUCAUUAUCUGGGGGUCAGCGAGCGAGAAUAUCAUUGGCUCGCUGUGUGUACCAAAACGCUGAUGUCUACCUUCUCGACGAUCCACUAGCUGCUGUCGAUGCCAAGGUAGCCCACGCGAUAUACGAGGACUGCAUCCGCACGUUCCUGCGCGACAAGGCGACCGUGCUGGUGACGCACCACGUGCAGUACGCCAAGCAUGCGCACUGUGUCUGUGUCAUGCGCUCAGGACGGAUCGUAGCACAAGGCACUUACCACGAAUUGAAGAAUGGCGUGGCAGAAUUCGAAAAACUCAUAGAAAUGGGAGAAAAAGUUGAGGAGGAAAAGCAAAAGAAAGCAUCUACUUAUGAGAAUACUGAGAGCAUUGAACACAGUUACAAACUAAGAUCGCAGCGUUCAAUGUCUGAGGCGUCACAACUCUCCUUCAAUCUGGAUCUAGACAAUAAUUUAGACCCUAAAUAUGAAGGAGAAUCCCAAAAGAAAGGCUCAGUAGACAACAGUGUCUAUGUCUCAUACAUCCGCAGCGGAGGCAGCACGUUGUCUAUGGCGCUGCUGAUACUACUGUUUCUACUGGCACAGUGCUUCUACUCGUCUACUGAUGUCUGGCUAAAGGAGUGGGUUAAUCUAGAAGAAGCCAACAGCGCGUUGGUAAUAGCCAACAGAAAUGCUAAUGAAUCCGGAGCCGCACCACCUCCACCUAUAGUCUUCGAGGACAUUCCAAGCAAUCGUUUCGGGCUAACUCGAGAACAGUGCCUAUACAUUUACGGCGGUCUCAUCGGAAUCUGCAUAGUGUUUACGUGGAACAAACUCGUCAUAUUCUACAAUACUUGUAUUAAAGCUUCUGUUACGCUGCAUGAUAAUAUGUUUAGGGGUGUAACCAGUGCACCGAUGUGGUUCUUCCACCACAAUCCAUCAGGUCGCAUACUGAACAGGUUCUCCAAGGAUAUGGGACAAGUUGACACACUGCUACCAGUUGCUUUGGUCGACUGUCUUGGGUUUUUCCUAGAAGUAAUAGCGAUCCUGGUGGUGGUAUGCCUGGUGAACUGGUGGCUGCUGCUGCCGACCGCCGUGGUGGCUGUGCUGCUGUUCCUCAUGCGGGACCUGUUCCUCAACACCAGCCGGGAGCUCAAGAGGAUUGAGGCUAUAGCUCGAAGCCAGUCCCUCAACCACCUCUCAGCGACCGUCUCCGGGCUGACCACCAUCAGAUCAGCUCGGCAGCACCAGCGGACCUUAGCCAGGGAGUUCGACAAGCAGCAGGAUCUUCACUCCUCGGCGUGGACGCUGGUGCUCAGCACCAAUAGGGCGUUCGGCUUCUGGAUGGACAUGCUCUGCUGUGUCUACUUGGCUUUCGUCACAUUUAGCUUCUUUCUGUUUGCUGGAGAAGACACACUGGGAGGUAACGUGGGUUUAGCCAUAACGCAAGUGAUAGGUCUAGUCGGCAUGUGCCAGUACGGCAUGCGGCAGACCGCAGAGGUCGAGAAUCAGAUGACGUCGGUGGAAAGGAUAUUAGAAUACACAAACCUCCCCGCGGAGAAACCGGUAGAAGUGGAUAAAGAGGCUCUGAGGAAAGAGCAUCCUAAUCUCGACUUUGAGAAAUGGCCUACUCAAGGCGAGAUAGUAUUCGAGGACGUAUCCCUGGAAUACGAGAAGCCGCCCGGCGUGACCGGCGAGCCGGCCUACGCCAUCAAGGGCGUCAACUUCACCGUCAGGCCGGCUGAGAAGGUGGCUGUCGUCGGACGUACGGGGGCCGGGAAGAGUUCGCUGCUUAGCGCGCUGUUUAGAUUAGCCCGCGUGUCAGGCUCCGUGAAAGUAGACGGCGUGUCUGCGCAGACGGUAGGGCUCCGCGCGUGGCGCUCGCGGCUGUGCGCGUUGCCGCAGCGUCCUGCGUUAUUCGCCGCAGCGCUGCGCGAUAAUCUCGACCCGGAGGGGCUGUAUUCCGAUGCUGAUAUACAUAGGGCUUUGGAUCAGGUGGAACUCCAAGAGAUGGUGAGCAACAUGCCAGCAGGCCUCAACACCAAAGUAGGAGACGGCGGAGGCAACCUCUCCGCGGGACAGAGGCAGCUCAUAUGUCUGGCGAGAGCCGCGCUCGCUGGCUGUAAAGUGCUCAUACUGGAUGAGGCGACCGCUAAUGUUGAUACUGACACGGACAAGCACAUACAGCGCACUAUCCGCACGAAGUUCGCGCGCUCCACCGUGCUCACCAUCGCGCACAGGCUCAACACCGUCAUGGACUACGACAGGGUUAUCGUCAUGGACAAGGGUCGUGUAGCAGAAUCAGGACAUCCAUACGAGUUACUGACUCAAGCCAACGGACAGAGGAAAGACGACAACGCUCCUAGAAACAGAUUGCUGUCAAAAACACAGGCACCACUAGCCAUACCUGAGAACUUCACUUACGAGCCGAGUCCCACACAGAGCGAUCAGAACAACGAAACUCUAGUGCUGCCCAGAGAUAGAAUACGGACUUAUUCUGGACGUUCUGAAUUAUCCGAGCCGGAGAGUGGAGGCAUUUUCAAGGCUUUGGUGGAACAAACUGGACAAGAAACUGCGGCUUUGCUCUACCAAAUGGCUGCAGAGAGUUACAAUAAAAUGUUGGAGUCGAAGAAAACCACGUGAAACGCAUAGUAUAGUGACUUAAUACAU